Molecule: messenger RNA, 396 nt
Organism: Symbiodinium sp. CCMP2592
Lineage: Eukaryota; Dinophyceae; Suessiales; Symbiodiniaceae
Source: the annotation of a GenBank genome assembly
AUGCCGCGCCUGCUCAGUGACACCCUAAGCUGCCGUCUGCAGGAGGACUUGCCAUGCCCUGCUCUAGGCCAGAUCAAGCUCCGAGGGGCCUUUGCACCUUCGUCCUUCGAGGAGAAGACGGGACCCGAGCUGGAGGAUGCUUGUGCCAAAGAGCGGCAGAAGGAGCAAGACAUCGAGGACGAGUCGAAGGAGGCAUCCGCAGAUGUGCUGGCAUAUUCCGCCCGGGAGCAUGCCAUCCACGAGGCAUGGAAGCAUGCAGAGAGGGCCAAUGAGCUCUCAAAAGAGUCUGCAGAGGCGGCACUCGAAGCUGCGAACGAGUCCAUGGAGGCUCGGCGCAUCCUUGACCAGCACGACAUCAUCGCCAUCGAGAGUCAGACCCAGGACUCCCACUGUUAG